This is a messenger RNA of Leucoraja erinaceus (little skate), 1745 nucleotides long. RefSeq names its product nuclear factor 7, brain-like. Bases 227 to 1000 code for a protein of 257 amino acids. The transcript is spliced from 3 exons. The record is from RefSeq and is a predicted model, not a curated record. NCBI's taxonomy places the organism in Eukaryota, Metazoa, Chordata, Chondrichthyes, Rajiformes, Rajidae. Gene Ontology annotation, molecular function: zinc ion binding.
AGGUGAUAGAUGCGCUGUAUCAAACACUGUUCCCUGCAACACUGAUUACACCAAGGAUGAUAGAGCGGAUUAUACAGCGGGAGGAUUACAUACCGGGUCGCGUUUUGCAUAAACAAAUGGCGGCCGUGACGUUCCGUUACGUACUACACGUCAGUCCAUUUGAUUUCGGAAGAGUGUUUUUUCUUGCUCCUCUAGUAUCUUUACCGGGAACCAGGAAGUUGCCGAAAUGCCUUCCAAGGCACAGAGUGAGAAUUGGUCGGAUGAGACAAUUUGCUCCAUCUGCCUUGAAUUCUUCACCGAUCCGGUUUCACUGGAGUGCGGCCACAAUUUCUGUCGCCACUGCAUCACUCGGUGCUGCGAAACGAAUAGUGUGAAUUGCUGCCCGGAGUGCAGGCACGAAUUUCCGGGUAUCCCUUCCGCGAUCAACUGGGCCCUGGCGAGUCUGGCCGAGAAAGCACAAAAGUUAAAGCAUAGCCAGACGGAGAAGAAAAGUAAACUCCUCUGCGAGGAACACGAGGAAGAGCUGAAGCUGUUUUGUGACACAGACAAGAAACUGAUCUGUGUGAUUUGCCGGGACUCGCGGGAACACAAGUCUCACAACUGUAUACCGAUUAAGGAAGCUGUCGAAAUCUACAAGGAUCAGAUGAAAUCCACCUUCAUCUCUCUCUCCAAGAAGAUAUCAGAAUUCCAGGAAAUGGAAUUGCAGCAGAAACAGACGAUUAGUAAGAUUAAGAAACAAUCACGCUACCUACAGACUCGCGUGGCUUCAGAAUUCGCUGAAGUGCACAAGGUUCUCACCGAUAAAGAACACAGCUUAAUCAAAGGCCUCAAGGAAGAAGAGAUGAAAUUCGUCAGCAUAAUGGAAAGAAAUAUUAAAUACAUUCAAGAUAAAUUAAUAUCAAUCCAAGGGAAGCUGGCAAACGUGCGAAAACAGAUGAAGCAGAAAGAUGGAGCUAUCUUCCUGAAGGUGAGUGUCCAAAUGCACUCCUCUAUCAGAUAGCUCCUCUAUCAACUCGUUGGUGCAACAGGCAGUGAAGAAAGCGAAUGGCAUGUUGGCCUUCAUAACAAGAGGAGUUAAGUAUAGGAGCAAAGAAGUCUUUAUGCAGUUGCACAGGGCCGUAGUGAGACCACACCUGAAGUAGUGUGUGCAGUUUUGGUCUCCAAAUUUGAUGAAGGACUUUCUUGCUAUUGAGGGAGUGCAGCUUAGGUUCACGAGGUUAAUUGCCGGGAUGGCGGGAAUGUCAUAUGCUGAGAGAAUGGCGCGGCUCGGCUUGUACACUCUGGAAUUUAGAAGAGAUGAGAGGGGAUAUGAACCCUACGUAGGCAAGUGGGACCAGCGAAGCAUGGAACAUGUUGGCUGGUGUGGGCAUGUUGGGCCGGGGGACCUGUUUCCAAGAUGUGGUUCAUAUUGUAGUCCAGGUUUGAGGGCCGUCUCUUAUGGUGAGCAAAACAAGCGCUGUCUCUCAAAUCGAAAUUACCUUUUUUUCCAAUUAAAAAGGCUCAUGAAAAAAUUAAGGUUGAUUGUUCAAAUUCAAUCAGCUCUGAUUUUUUCUGUCGUAAUCUAGGUUAGACUUCCGCUUCCUGUCGGUAGCCCAUGCUUUCCCUCUCCCUCCAUUCCCGACCCUUCCCAGUUCACCGACCAGUUUGACUGCCCUUCUGAUUACAUAGUUUCCCUGUCUGCUUUGUUCUCACCUUCUCCCAACUAACGAUGGUCUAUGCAACAUUUUCCUUGAUAGAGUCAUCGA